AUGAUCUUUUUCAGGCAGCUGAAAUGUGACUUUCCCGGGGCUGUGAUUCUUAGCACUGAUGACUUUUUCCUCGAAGACGGCGAGUACAUGUUUGAGCCUGACUUGCUGGAGGAGGCACACAAAUGGAACCAGAAGAGAGCACGCACAGCAAUGAAGAAUGGGAAAAGCCCGGUUAUUAUUGAUAACACCAACAUCCGUGCUUGGGAAAUGAAGCCCUAUGUGAUGAUGGCACGUGAACAUAGGUAUGAAGUUAUAUUCCGAGAACCAGAUACACCCUGGAAGUUCAACGUUCAAGAACUGACAAGAAGAAACAUUCAUGAUGUCCCUCGGCAAAAGAUACAACAGAUGAAAGAAGAAUACGAGCACAAUGUUACCUUCCACAGCGUUCUUCAGUCUGAAAAACCAGAUGAGAGAAGCUCCAGUGGACCAAAUGCAGCUUACAGCACGAGUGCCCAUUCUAACCACCCAGCAGAAGACCCCAGGUGGCACGCAUAAACAAGAUGCCAUUUAACUAAAGAGAUGGAUUCCUCGGUGUGUUUUUA
Dryobates pubescens (Downy woodpecker) is the source of this 542-nucleotide messenger RNA. RefSeq names its product NEDD4 binding protein 2 like 1 (gene N4BP2L1). NCBI's taxonomy places the organism in Eukaryota, Metazoa, Chordata, Aves, Piciformes, Picidae. The record is from RefSeq and is a predicted model, not a curated record.